AUGGGACAGAAGAACAAUAUCACAGAAUUUGUCCUCCUGGGCCUCACUCAGGAUCCUGCUGGGCAAAAAGCACUGUUUGUUAUGUUCUUACUCAUGUACGUUGUGACAAUGGUGGGCAAUCUGCUCAUUGUGGUGACAGUUAUUGCUAGUCCCUCCUUGGACUCUCCAAUGUACUUCUUCCUUGCCUACCUGUCACUCAUGGAUGCUGUUUAUUCCACUUCCAUCUCUCCUAAGUUGCUUAGAGACUUACUCAGUGAUAAGAAGACCAUCUCCUUCACAGCUUGCAUGGGCCAGCUCUUUGUAGAGCACUUAUUUGGUGGUGCUGAGGUCUUUCUUCUGGUGGCCAUGGCCUAUGAUCGCUAUGUGGCCAUUUGUAAGCCACUGCACUACUUGACUAUCAUGACCAGACGGGUUUGUGUUAUCCUGCUGGUGGUUGCCUGGGUUGGAGGCUUUGCUCAUGCUCUGAUUCAAGUCCUGUCUGUGUACAACCUUCCUUUCUGUGGCCCCAAUGUCAUUGACCACUUUGGUUGUGAUAUGUUCCCACUAGUGGCACUUGUGUGCAUGGAUACCUACUUCAUUAUGGAUACCUACUUCAUUGGCCUCACUGUGAUUGCCAAUAAUGGACCCAUAUGUUUAGUGGUUUUUGUCCUUCUCCUAGUCUCAUAUGGAAUCAUUCUAAACUCUCUUAAGACACAUAGUCAGGAAGGGAGGCGCAAAGCCCUGUCUACCUGCAGCUCCCAUAUCAUGGUGGUGGUUCUCUUUUUUGUCCCUUGUAUUUUCAUGUAUGUUAGACCUGUUUCGAAUUUUCCCAUUGAUAAAUCCAUUAGUGUAUUUUAUACAGUUGUCACUCCUAUGUUGAAUCCUUUAAUAUAUACCUUGAGAAAUACAGAGAUGAAAAAUUCUAUGGAAAAGCUGUGGUGUAAAAUGUUUAGUACAGAGAGAAUAAGAAUUUGUUCUUUCUGA
Molecule: messenger RNA, 963 nt
Organism: Jaculus jaculus (lesser Egyptian jerboa)
Lineage: Eukaryota; Metazoa; Chordata; Mammalia; Rodentia; Dipodidae
Product: olfactory receptor 4A5-like
Exons: 1
Coding region: 1-963 (320 amino acids)
Biological process (GO): G protein-coupled receptor signaling pathway
Cellular component (GO): membrane
Molecular function (GO): G protein-coupled receptor activity; olfactory receptor activity
Source: RefSeq, a predicted model, not a curated record